UGUAGCUUUUCUCCUGCUCCUCUCCAGUUUGGAUCUCUUAUAUUUCCCUUAUAUUUCUAUAUGAAAAUAACUCCAGAAAUCCCCAUCAAAUUCAUCAUUAAUCCCUAUAAUUCCUAUGGAAUCUAUAAAAAAACUCCAUGCCCACCUCAUAAUCACAGGAUUAUCCAAAUACCCACAUCACGUUUCCAAAGUUUUCACCUCCUAUGCUCUAACCCCAGCUUACAUAGCCCAUGCCUACCAACUGUUUGAUCAAAUUCCACAACCAAAUUCCUUCUUUUGGAAUAUAAUGAUCAGAGGCUUCUCACAGAGCAACAGACCUAAAGAAGCAGUCCUUCUCUAUAAUCGGAUGCGAUUACAAUGUCCCAAACAAGAUAAUCUCACCUUCCCCUUUGUACUAAAGGCUUGCUCCGAAGUCAUUGACAUUAGAGAAGGGAGGAGAGUGCAUUGCCAUUCUCUGAAGACUGGGUUUGUUUUUGAUGUGUUUGUGUCAAAUGCAUUGAUCCAUUUGUACUCUUCUUGUGGAGAGUUGAACAAUGCAAGAUUGAUUUUCGAUGAAAUGCCGGUAAGAGAUUUAGUUACUUGGAACUCUUUGAUUUGUGGGUAUGGACAACAUAACUAUUUGGUAGAUGUCUUGGUGCUAUUUGAAAUGAUGAAUGCAGAGGGCGUGAAGGCCGAUAAGGUGACUAUGGUUAAGGUUCUCUCCGCGUGCACUCGUUUAGGAGAAUGGGACUUGGCGAAAGCGAUGAUCAAGCGUAUUGAGGAGAAUCGCAUUGAAAUUGAUGCUUAUCUCGGAAAUACUUUGAUAGAUUACUACGGUCGAAGGGGAGCCUUGGGGUCAGCUGAAAAGGUAUUGAGGGAGAUGAAAGAGAAGAAUAUAGUGACCAUGAAUGCUAUGAUUACUACAUACUCUAAAGCAGGAGACUUGGCUUCUGCAAGAGAUGUAUUUAAUGGCAUACGAGACAAGGAUUUGAUCUCUUGGAGUUCUAUAAUAGCCGGGUAUGCUCAAGCUAACAAAUUCUCUGAUGCUUUGGCACUCUUCAAGAAAAUGCAAUCGACAAAUAUAAAGCCAGAUGAAAUUGUUCUAGUUAGUGUUCUUUCAGCCUGUGCUCAUUUAGGCAAACUCAAUCUAGGGAGAUGGAUUCAUCUGUACAUAGUAAGAAAUAAUAUAAAGGCUGAUAUCCAUGUUGGGAAUUCUCUGAUUGAUAUGUACUCGAAGUGCGGAUGCAUAAUGGAGGCAUUUGAAAUUUUUGGUAAGAUGAAAGAGAGGGACAUAUUGACAUGGAAUUCGAUCAUAUUUGGAUUAGCAACACAUGGAUUUGUGGAAAGUGCAUUAAAGGUUUUCUCUGAUAUGUUGAGUGAGGACUUUGAGCCUAAUGUCGUGACUUUCCUUGGCGUCCUGAUUGCUUGCACUCACAGAGGAUUGGUCGAUAAGGGUCUCAGGUACUUCGAGAGCAUGAGAGAAGUUUACGGAGUGGAACCAGAGAUGAAACAUUAUGGAUGUGUUGUUGAUCUCUUGAGUCGAAGUGGAGAGUUGGACAGGGCUUUUGAGUUCAUUGAGGAGAUGCCCAUGAUGCCGGAUCCUAUAAUUUGGAGGACAUUGUUGGGGGCGUGCAAGUUACAUGGUAACGUGGAAUUAGCUGAGACUGUGACGAUCAAACUAGUCGAGGUAGAUCGUGAGAAUAGCGGGAACUAUGUGCUUCUGUCUAAUACAUAUGCUAGUGUGAAUAGAUGGAAUGAUGUAAUGAAGGUGAGAGAGAUUAUGAAUGAAACUAACGCAGAGAAGUUGCCUGGUUGCAGUUUGAUCGAAGAAAGUAAUUUGGAAGAUGACUUCAUAGCUUUUUGAAAGCCAUUAGUCCAAAUUUAAUGGCAAAGCAUUGCAAAUGUGAACUUUCAGUAGCUCCAUCAGAUUAAAGUUUUGACUUGUUACAGCUAAGGACAACAGGGAGAAGAAGGAAACUAGAAAUGUUUAUGAAGAAAUGUGCCUUGAUGCAGCAAUGGAGGUGAAUCAGAUGAGAGCACGUUUUAACUAUCUGACACAUAAAUCUAAUUUAUCUUUCAAUCUUUGAUAAAUGGCACCACUUCAUUCUUCUGACUCUUGAAUCUAGGAGAAGUCAAAGACCUUCUAACACUGCAUUCGUAAUGACAAUUCCUUCAAUCUUCGGAAAUCUUGAACGUCUCAUACUGUAGUAUUUUGUCAUAAUUAGGAGAUCAGAGUAUAUAUGCAAAUGGUAUGGCAUGGAUCUAUCUCAUUACUCCUGGCAAAUUUGUGACGCUGAAAAGAAAUCUUGGAAGAUGUUCUGCAGAUAUCUUGAUCGUGGCGAAAGCUGCUCAGCCCAGAGCCUACCACUUUCUCCUGAAAAGCAAGCGCCUUCUGUAUGAGAAGCUCAGGCUACAUCGAGACGAAAAGACGGAGCGAUAUUUAUCAUUUAGUUAGUAAAUCUCUACUCCAUCUGUAGAUGUACGUAUACGAAAGAUCAAACACCAUAAGUUCGUAUACCUUCUUAUCCCGCUUCUCGAUGUUUUUCGUGUUUUGCUUUGAUCGAUGUUUUUUAUUCUUUACUGUAACAGCUAGCUGUUUCAUAUUUAAUUGGA
Messenger RNA from Asparagus officinalis (garden asparagus), 2592 nucleotides. RefSeq names its product pentatricopeptide repeat-containing protein At2g29760, chloroplastic-like. The coding region runs from base 116 to 1843 and encodes 575 amino acids. Gene Ontology annotation, biological process: RNA modification. The record is from RefSeq and is a predicted model, not a curated record. NCBI's taxonomy places the organism in Eukaryota, Viridiplantae, Streptophyta, Magnoliopsida, Asparagales, Asparagaceae. Gene Ontology annotation, molecular function: RNA binding; protein binding. The transcript has a single exon.